AUGGCUGGCAAUCGCGUUCACGGCGACCUGAACAACACCGAAGUCAUGCGAGAAACCAAUUUCCUGGUCCCAGAUCCAGCUUAUGCAGGGAAAACACUGGCAAUCCCCGAACAAGACGACGAUGCAGGAAUCAGAUCAAAAUACCGACCAUUCAUUUCAAGUCCAGAAGUGGCAAACAGCGAUUGGAUCUCCCAAUCCGAACUCAGCACAGUUUUGAAAAUGUCAGAAGCAGAUCUGGCAAAGACUGGUGGCAACAGACUUAAGAUUUUGGUCUUGUAUGGCAGUUUGCGGGAAAGAUGUUUAUCANGAUCCUACUCGAGAUUGUUGGCUUUUGAAUGCUCGCGCAUACUGUGGCGUUUGGGUGCUGAUGUUCGUGUUUUCAAUCCUUCUGGUUUGCCGGUUAAGGAUGAUGUUCAACAUCAACAUCCAAAAGUGCAAGAGCUUCGCGAGUUGAGUAAAUGGAGUGAUGGCCAUGUCUGGGUUUCUCCUGAACAACAUGGUAACCUCGUAAGUGACUUACUGAAGAACGAGAUAGAUCCUCUACUAACGACUGCAAUAGNNACAGCAGUGUUUAAGAACCAGAUCGAUUGGGUUCCGUUGAGUACAGGUUCGGUGAGGCCGACCCAAGGACGUACUCUGGCAAUUGCACAAGUCUCUGGCGGGUCACAAUCAUUCAACACUGUGAACUCUCUCCGUGUUCUCGGACGAUGGAUGCGCAUGUUCGCAAUUCCUAACCAAUCUUCAGUGCCCAUGGCAUAUACUCAAUUUACUGACGCACUUGACGAACAAGAUCAUGACGCUUUCAUCAAGGCAGAAGGUGGAAGCAGACUCAAACCCUCAGGCAAUCGAGAUAGAGUUGUCGAUGUCAUGGAGGAAUUGUUCAAAUACACUCUCGUCAUGAGAGAGCACUUUGAUCUAUUCGGUGACCGACACAGCGAGCGAAAAGAAAAGGAAGCCAAGAGAUUGAGAGAGGUCGAAGUCACCAAAAAGGAAGAAAAGGCAGGCCAAGAAGGCAACGCAACGAGCAUGGUCACUGCAAAACUCGUCAACGGCAUUGAUGUCAACGGUAUCUAA
Aureobasidium musti is the source of this 1074-nucleotide messenger RNA. The record is from the annotation of a GenBank genome assembly. Lineage: Eukaryota; Fungi; Ascomycota; Dothideomycetes; Dothideales; Saccotheciaceae.